This is a messenger RNA of Symbiodinium sp. CCMP2456, 813 nucleotides long. Lineage: Eukaryota; Dinophyceae; Suessiales; Symbiodiniaceae. The record is from the annotation of a GenBank genome assembly.
AUGGCCUUUGAAAUGUGUGCCAACCGCCUCGAAUCCUGGGCUGCGCCCACUUUGCCAGACAGCUCUGUCCAAACGCCUGUUACCACCUGCAGUGCCGGAGCGUCCGACGGCAUGUGCAAAUGUCGACACCGCCCUUACUUGGAACACGAGUGCCAUGAUCAUCUUGCACGCUCGUGCUCCGUGGUUAGCGUGUGCUGUGCCCAAGUGAAAGCAGCCGGCCAGAGUCGCGGAUGCAUGCGGAUGCUGACAAUGUGUGGCUCCCAAGUCGAGCAGCUUCAGGGCCGGAGCCUGCAUGGGUCUGUGCUGACUUGCGAUGAUAAGACCUUGAGGAACGACAGCGCUCUGCUUCUGGCCAUCUCAUCGGCCUCCACGGUGGGCAUUGCCGUUCCCUUCCGCUUGCCCGGCUUGCCAGUUGCGGAUGCAUGCAGCCUCCAGGAAUCAUGUGGCAACCAGGCGGCCACGCAGACGGCGCCUGACGCCCCAGCUCCCCUGCGGCGCUGCGGCUGUGGCUCCUUCCGGAUAUACUCCGACUGUCCACUGCGAGUGGAUCCCAAGUUCCUGCAAACUUCCGAAGGUCCUCGGUUCUUUGCGGUUCUUCCUUCGAAAGGCGCAAUAACGAGGCCUGGAUCAAAGGCAGGCGCCGGUGUCCUGCCACUCGGAAGCUUUGGACCAACUUUGGUGCAAGACCUGGACGACCUGGACCUGACUUUGCAAAGCUUCCUGCCUGGAAUCCACCUUGCCAAAUCCCGUAAGCUGGAGCACGGAUGGCACUUCUGCCACUUCCUCCAGCUGCACGCGCGCAUCAAGCUGUGA